This is a messenger RNA of Vespula pensylvanica (western yellowjacket), 2545 nucleotides long. RefSeq names its product CLIP domain-containing serine protease B9-like. The annotation marks the transcript as partial. The record is from RefSeq and is a predicted model, not a curated record. Lineage: Eukaryota; Metazoa; Arthropoda; Insecta; Hymenoptera; Vespidae. Gene Ontology annotation, molecular function: serine-type endopeptidase activity. The transcript is spliced from 7 exons. Gene Ontology annotation, biological process: proteolysis.
UUAACAGUUGACGUCGUGCAUCACUCAAAUUGGUUACUCUUAGAUCAUGAUAAAUGUGGCAGUUCCAAUACCGAUCGUAUUAUAGGUGGUAAAAAUGCAAAUAUGGGUGCAUAUCCGUGGCUCGCUAGAAUAGGAUACAUCACAGUUAAAUUUAAUCCAGUAAAUUCUAAGGUAGAUUAUAAAUGCGGUGGUUUCUUGAUUAAUAAAUACAAUGUAGUAACAGCUGCUCAUUGUGUGACACAAUUACCGAAAUGGCUUAAAAUCACCAAUGUCCGAUUAGGAGAAUAUAACACGAUGACAGAUCCCGAUUGUGAAAAAGAAUACUGUGCCGAACCAGUUCAAAAUAUUCAAAUAGCAUCUAUCGAUGUUCAUAAAGAUUACGAUCAUCCGAAAUUUAGAAAUGACAUAGCUAUAAUACAUUUGGAUAAGCCCGCUAUUUACAAUGAGUUUGUAACACCUAUUUGUAUACCGCAUGGUGAUUUGAUUGAGAAAGAUUAUACUGGUGAAAUGGCGGAAGUUGCUGGUUGGGGAAUAUAUGAUAUAGAAACUUCUAAAACAAGCCAAUUGCUUCAAACGAUCACAAUGCCGAUCCAAGAAACGGAAAAAUGUAAAGAAAUUUUUAAAACACUUAUUUCAAUAAGCGAUCAACAAAUAUGCGUUGGGGGUGUCAUCGGUGCAGAUUCUUGUCGCGGAGAUAGCGGUGGACCUCUAAUGAAAGUGGAAACCAUUGACGAAUUACCAAAAUAUUACGUCAUCGGAGUGGUUUCUUUUGGUGUACAAGAUUGUGGUGCCACAACAACUCCUGGUGUUUACACCAAAAUAUCUCAUUACGUUACCUGGAUACUUGAUAAUAUUAGUUCAUGAAAUAUCCAUCGGAUGAUAUAUACAGAUUUAGAUAUAUUAUUAAUAUUAUCGUUUCGAAUGGUUAAUCAUGAGUACGGAGCCGGAUAUAAUGAAAAUGAUGUUGUGGAAGAAUUCUUAGUAAUUAACACGCUAGUUAAAUUUCAAAGACAAUCUGAUUGCAACACGCCAAAUCAAGUUGCUGGAAAUUGUAUUACAAUCCGUCAAUGUAUUCCAUUGUUGACUAUGCUUCAAGAGAAGCCUCUCCGAACGGAAACUGUGGAUUAUCUAACACGAUCUCAAUGUGGUUUCGAAGGCAAAGAUCCUCGUGUAUGUUGUCCUCUCUCUUUUGACGAAUCAAAUCAACCUUCUUAUCCGAGGACUGUAUCACCUACAGAAGAAACACGUGCUGGAUUAGAAAGAACAGAGGAUCCUAUCAGCAAUUUACUUAAUAAUCCUUUAUUACCAAGCGAAUGCGGAAAAAGUUUGAUACCUCGAAUUAUCGGAGGAACACGUACCGCCCUUGACGAAUUUCCAUGGAUGACUUUAUUGGAAUAUCAACAUCCAAGAGGACGAACUACUGCCUGCGGAGGAGUCCUGAUUAACGAACGUUAUGUACUUACCGCUGCUCAUUGCUUAAAGGGUAAAGAUUUACCAAAAACGUGGACAUUAACAAGCGUACGAUUAGGCGAAUACGAUACCUCCUCCGAGAAAGAUUGCAUUCAAGAGGAAGACGAAGUUAUAUGCUCCGAUGAUCCGAUCACAGUAGGUAUCGAAGAACAAAUUGUUCAUGAACAAUACAGGCCAUUAUCGAAAGAUCAGAAAUAUGAUAUCGCAUUAUUAAGAUUGUCAAGGAAUAUCGUCUCGACAAAAUAUAUAAAGCCAAUUUGUUUGCCACGAAGUCCUUCGUUUGGUCAAAAAAUGUACGUAGCAGGUUGGGGUAAAACGGAGUUUAAUUCGUCCUCGGACUUCAAACUGAAACUAGCAUUGCCUUUGACCGAUAAAGAUGAUUGCGGUAGAACUUACGAUCAAGUUGGUAUCAGACUCGGUUUCGGACAAAUUUGUGCCGGUGGUCAGAAAGGUAAAGAUUCAUGCAGAGGAGAUUCCGGUGGACCACUCAUGUCCGUUGAAAAUUUACCUAAUGGUGAUGGAAUAUGGGUAACCGUAGGAGUUGUAUCUUUUGGUCCUACACCCUGUGGUAUGCCUGGUUGGCCCGGUGUUUAUACUAAAGUUUAUGAUUUUGUUCCAUGGAUAACUAGUAAGAUAAGAUCUUAAGAGAACUAUUGGAGAAAUUUUUGUACUUUUUCGUUUUCCUAUUUUUUAUAAUUUCUUCGUUCUCUUUUUAUCCUUUUUAUUUCUUCUCUUUUUUUUUUUUCUUCACAAAAUGUACUUCAAUUAAAACCGAUCGAUAAUUAAAAGAAAUUUUAUUCUCGUAUUUAAUAAUUCUACGUGAAAUUACAUUUAUAUUAGUUUUAAGAAUCUUAAUACCUAAAGAAUAAAAGAGAUGAAAAAGAAAAAUAAAAGUAAAGAAGAAAACUGCCAAAGUAUAAUAGACCAUGUACUUGACCAUGUCGAAUUUAAUAUAUAUUCAAGCGAUAUAUUGCUACAUGAAUUAUUCUUUUAAUUUAGGAAUUAUUAAUGAAUUGUUUCUAUUGACUUCUUCAUCGGAAGAAUAAAAUUCUUUUUUUCUAUUAUUUUUCGGAAA